Messenger RNA from Monoraphidium neglectum, 1808 nucleotides. Its product is annotated as anaphase-promoting complex subunit 2. Gene Ontology annotation, cellular component: anaphase-promoting complex. The annotation marks the transcript as partial. Lineage: Eukaryota; Viridiplantae; Chlorophyta; Chlorophyceae; Sphaeropleales; Selenastraceae. The record is from RefSeq and is a predicted model, not a curated record. The transcript is spliced from 10 exons.
AUGGAGGAGGCGGGCGCCCUAUGGGCGUGUGGGCUGACCGAGGUGCUGGUGUCCUUUGUUUACCAACACAUCGAGGACGCGCUGCGGCGGCUGCACGUGGAGUCUUUCUGGCGGCGACUGCAGCAGCCGCAACCGCGGGAGGGGCUGGAGGAGCAGCUCCUUGGCGCGCUGCAGGGCCUCGCGGCGGCUGUCACAGGCCAGCAGCAGCAGCUGGCGUGCCUAUCGCAGCAGCUACUUGGCGCCGCGGGCGCCGCCGGCGCGUCCGUCGGCGGCGCUCUGGGCCCAGGCGGCAGGGGGGGCCUGGCGUCGCUGCUGGUGGGACUGCUGCCGCGGCACCGCACCCUGGUGGCGGCCACUCUGCAGUCAACGGCGCCCCUGAGCAUGACAGCCCUGCUGCGGCGCUACUACUCAUCAAAGCUGGCGGAGCUGUGCUCCGCGAUGGAGGCGCGGAGCGGGGGCGCGCCCCUGUGCGGCGACCUGGACGCUUGCGACGACCAGCAGCGGCGCGGCGCGCGCGGGCGCCUGUUGGCGGGGUGCCUGGACGAGGACGAUGACGCAUCUAUGAGCAGCGGGGAGGGCGGCGCGGGCUCGGAUGACGCGGGCGGCGCCAGCGGAGGGCUCGAGGCGUUGGGCUGCGGCGGCGACGCCAUUGGUGGCGGUGGCGGCGGGGAGUUCCCUGGCCUGUCCAGCGCUGGUGCGGCCGCCGCGCUGGCCGCGCUGGGCCCCACGUGGGGCUGGCGGCUGCAGCGCGUGUCAAGCUGCCUGGUGGCGCUCGGGCUCGAGGCGGCCAGCGAGGAGGCGUACACCGCCGUCGUCAACAGGCAGGGCCGGGCAGGGGCAGGCAGGGGCGGGCGCCUGACGCACGUCCAGCGCCGGCUGCAGGCCAUGGCCUCAAAGGUCCUGGACCGCCGCGUGCUGCCCGCCGCACAGCGCACCGCCUGCCACGUGCCGCUCGAGUUCCUGCGCCUGCUGCUGGCAAAGGGGCCCGCGGGUUCUGGCGGCGGCGGCGUGGACGGGUAUGGCGGCGCGCCGGAGGCGGGCGGCGUGUGUGACCCGGGGCCUUGGGGCUGGGGUGCGGCGGAGGCUGAUGAUGACGAGGCGAUGCUUAGGCUGCAGGAGUGGCGCCUGCGCCUGGCCUACCUGCUGCUGGAGACCCUGGGGGCCUUGCGCACCGGCGACAUGUUUGACGCGGCGGUGGACUACCCCGACAGCGCCCCCGCCAUCGCUGACCUGGCAGAGUGCCUGCGACACACGAACCUCGCCGCGUCGUUCGCGCAGCGCUUCGGCGCCGCGCUGCGUGCGCGCCUGCUGCACGCGGGUGCGGCCACAGGUGACAUCAUCGCGACGUACGUGUCCACCAUCCGCGCGCUGCACACGGUGGACCCCAGCGGCGCCCUGCUGGACGCCGUCGGCGAGCCCGUGCGCGCCUACCUGCGGCGCCGCCCCGACACCAUCCGCGCCAUCGUGUCGCUCAUCACGGACGACGGCGGCGGCGACGACGGCGACGACGGUGCUGGCGGUGGCGGCGCGGGCGGCCUGCUGGCUGAGCUGGCCGGGGCCGGGGGCCUGGGAGGCGGGGCGGGCGGCGCAGCCGGCGGCGGCCGCGGCGGGCCCGGCGCGUGGGCGGCGGAGGGGGAGGGGGAUGAGGCGGCGAUACGGCUGCUCCAGGGGCUGGAGCAGGGCGGCGGCACGGCCGCCGGCGCCGGCAGCGACGGGGCCGCGCCCGGGGCGCCCGCGGCCGCGCCCGACGUAGUGUCGCUGCUGAUAGGCAUCUACGGCGGCGCGCGGCCCUUCCUGGAGGAGUACAG